Messenger RNA from Hibiscus syriacus, 1402 nucleotides. RefSeq names its product AT-hook motif nuclear-localized protein 10-like. The record is from RefSeq and is a predicted model, not a curated record. The transcript has 6 exons. Gene Ontology annotation, molecular function: minor groove of adenine-thymine-rich DNA binding. Bases 303 to 1388 code for a protein of 361 amino acids. NCBI's taxonomy places the organism in Eukaryota, Viridiplantae, Streptophyta, Magnoliopsida, Malvales, Malvaceae.
GUGGGAUUUAAGAGCAAGCUAGCUUGUUAGACUCCUGGUUUAGUCAGUUAAUUUUGAAAGCUUUGAUCAACUGAAAGCUCCUCACUCAAGUUGAAAAUUCGAAGUCCAUUUUGAUUUAUACAAGCAUUUUCGAAAGUCUUCACUUCUCGAGUUCGAGCCAGUGAGUUCAGUGGAUCAAACAUUGAGUUCUGCUGCUGGUGCUUCAUGAUCUAAUGAAAUACUUCGAUAACGGCGAAGGAAAGAAGUAAAAAAGCACAUAUAUAUAAUUCAAUUUUAGAACACCAAACGUAAAAGUGGGGAAAAUGUCGGGAUCUGAGACGGGAAUGAUGGCGACCAGAGAGCCUUACACCUUGAGUAUGCAAAAGAAGAGUCCGGUGGCGUCACAGCCGGUGAUACAGAGCAUGCGUUUAGCCUUUAAUGCUGACGGAACAGCUGUGUACAAGCCCCUCGCUUCCGCCUCACCCACAUAUCUGCCGUCUUCCGACAGUGGCGGAGCGGAUGGGUCCGCCGGUCCGGCGGCAGUGACUCUAGGACAAGGGCAAGCUCUGAACAUGAGCAUAAGCAUGGGAAGCGAGCCUUUGAAGAAGAAGAGGGGGAGGCCCAGGAAGUAUGUGCCGGAGAGUACUAUGCCGUUGUCUGUUAUAGCUCCUCCCACUGUCGGCGUAAACCAAUCUAAUAGCGGAGGAGGGUUCCCCUCGCCAACUCCUGUGCCACCCCCUUCAGGAGGAUCAGCUUCUUCACCAACUUCAACGAAGAAAGCUAGGGGGAGACCUCCUGGUUCCGUCAACAAGCCUAAACUUUACGCUCUGGGAUCAGGCAGGUUUGGUUUUACGCCCCAUGUUAUCACUGUUAAAGUGGGAGAGGAUGUAUCGUCAAAAAUAAUGUCAUUUUCUCAACAUGGUCCCAGAGCUAUUUGCAUUCUCUCAGCAAAUGGAGCCGUAUCAAACGUUACUCUUUGCCAACCAGCAACAUCUGGUGGAACUGUAACUUAUGAGGGAAGAUUUGAAAUUCUGUCACUUUCUGGUUCAUUUCUUCUGUCAGAAAAUGGUGGCCAGCGGAGCAGAACUGGUGGGUUAAGUGUGUCAUUGUCUGGCUCAGAUGGUCGUGUUUUAGGUGGUAGUGUAGCUGGCCUUCUAACAGCUGCAUCUCCUGUUCAGGUGGUUGUGGGUAGUUUUAUUACGGACAAUCAAAAGGAAGCAAAACCAGCAUACCAGAUGGAAGCUCUGUCUGCCCCACCAAAGCUUGCUCCAGUGAUUACCAGCUCACCUUCACACGGUACUCUAAGCGAAUCCUCAGGUGGACCAGGUAGCCCAGUUAACCAGAGCAUGGGAGCCUUCAAUAAUAACAACAACAACCCACAAGGCAUGUCAAACUUGCCAUGGAAGUAAACCGUGCUUUUAAC